Messenger RNA from [Torrubiella] hemipterigena, 4224 nucleotides. The record is from the annotation of a GenBank genome assembly. Lineage: Eukaryota; Fungi; Ascomycota; Sordariomycetes; Hypocreales; Clavicipitaceae.
GCCUGACCACAGGUCGCUAGUGCGUGGAGGACAGCCAGCCAAGGCUCGCUCUGCACCACCACCCGCACAGAGGUGGCUCCGAAACAGACGGUGGCCAAUGAAUACGAGCGUUCCAAAAGAACGAAAAUAAUAAAAUAAUGAAAAAUAAAAAUAAAAAUAAAAAUAAAAAUAAAAAUAAAAAUAGCCGACUGAAAACCAGAUGGUCGGAUCCCCGGUCUAUGCAACAAAUCAUUGAUAAAAAGCUUUGUCUCGAACACUCCCAGCCAAUCGACCAACCUUUUCUCCUCCCUUUGGCUACCCAUUAUACUUCGUAUUGCCGCCAGCCUCUACCCGCCUCCCAUUGCGUGUUCUGCACCUCCUCCAUUUUUUUUUUCGGUUUAGGAGUUUCUACCCCUUUUCUUUGUCUAUAUAUUCUGUGAAUUGGGUUUCUUUUUUCCUUUUUUCUUUCUUUUGUUUAUAUACCGUGCUGUUACGCCUGUUGUCUCGUCCUUUGCUUAGGAACGUGCCUUCUGGCUUAGAACACUAACACGCUGCAAAUAGAAGCCCACUACACCAAACAAGGGUUCUUUUUCUUCUGCAUAGAUUUGCUCUUCAUCAUUCUUUGCUCGUCGAUUUAUUCUAUUUCUUCUGCACUCUGCCUGGCCCCUCGGUCGAACAUUCAAUAACAAACGAAUUCCACCUCGCACCAUCCUACUCCUCGCUGUUAGCUGUCCUCCCGUCACCCAAGCCACAUUACACUUGUUCCUCGUUACGCCUUGAUAUCAAUACUGUAUCACCGCCAACAUGAGAUUGACUUUGCUUGCCCAAAGUUUGGGCAUGGCAGCCGCCUUGGCUCCCAAAGACCUUGAUCCCGAGAGCCAAAAGUCCAUUAGAAACGUUGCUGCCACUAUUGCCCAUGGCACCAUGAGCUAUUACAAUGGCAACGCAACUUCCAACGCAGUUGAUGUCGGCAAUGUUCAAAAACCCUACUACUGGUGGGUAGCAGGUGGUCUUUGGGGUGUCAUGCUUGAUUACUACAGAUACACCAAAGAUCCCAGCUACAACGAUGCUUUGCUACAAGCUCUUCUAGCCAAGGUCAAUCUGGGCCCCGAGAACAAUUACAUGCCCCCUGAGCACGCUCUUGAAGAAGGCAACGAUGACUUGUUCUUCUGGGGCUCAGCUGUCCUGUCUGCUGCCGAACACAACUUUCCUCAGCCACAAGGCAACCUACCUUCCUGGCUAGACAUGGCCAAGAACGUCUUCGACCAACUGCAGAGUCGUUGGGAUACCAAGCACUGCGGUGGUGGCAUCUUCUGGCAGAUCCGGGCCGACAACCCCAACGGCUUGACAUACAAGAACAGCAUUAGCAACGGAGGAUACUUUCAGCUCGCCGCCCGUCUGGCGAGAGCUACGGGUGAUGAUAAGUAUCUUCAGACGGCACAAGAAGUCUGGGAUUGGAUGUGGAAGCUCAAUUGGAUUGACAACAGAAACUACCAUAUCUAUGAUGGCGCGGGUAUCGACAGUGAUUGCACAAAGACUAACCCACAGUCGUAUACGUAUACCCAUGGCAUCAUCAUGUACGGUGCUGCAAUCUUGGCUGAGCAUACCGGCAAGUCUGAAUGGGCUGAUCGAACAGAGAAGCUUCUGGACGGUGCAUCGUGGUUCUUUUGGAAUCAGGACUCUGGUGGUCAGAAGGGCGUCUUGUACGAGGCCAGUUGCGAAGCCGUGGACAGGUGCUGGUUAGCCAAUGCCGAUAUGACUACUUUCAAGGGCUUCUUUUCCCAGUUCAUGUGGAAGACGGCUAUUCUACUACCCAACCUUCGCGACAAGGUUGAGCAGUACAUGCUUCCUACUACAAAGGCAGCCUCUCAGUCCUGCACCGGUGGCUCAACCGGAACAGCUUGUGGUGAGCGAUGGUAUACGGAAAAGUUUGAAGGCAAGACUGGUCUCGGUCCUCAGAUGUGCGCUCUGGCCACUAUCCAGGGUCUUCUCGCGGACGAAAAUGACAAACCAUUCAAGGCUAGCGAUAUCAAACGUAACAGCGAUGCCACCUUCAAAGCAAUGGACCCCAACCGCCCGGACCCCGUCACUUCGUCUGCCGCGCCUCCUCCGCCAUCCACAACGUCCACUCCACCACCUCCCCCUCCGUCAACGACAGAGGCACCCCCCUCGACGACAUCCAGCACGGAAUCAACCACGACCUCUGCCGAGCCAAGCACUUCUUCUUCGACAUCAGAAUCAUCGUCAGUUGAUAUCCCGCCGACCACUUCUUCCACACCCUCUUCUAGCACAUUCGCCACCACCACUUCUUCUGAACUACUACUAAGCUCUACUACAACCAACAGUAAUGACGAAACCAGUACGUUACCAACGCCAACAGACCCCAGCACAAGCACAACAGACACACCCUGUCCAAAUGAACCCUCCGAAUCUGCCCCUUCCAACACCAUCAAAACCAGUGCCCCCGCCACCACUUCCGACGACACUUCUUCCGACUGCCCAUCCGAGUCCACCGUUCCCGACACGAGUUCACUAUCACCAUCACCCACUACCCUUUGUUUUGCCACUUCACUUCGUAUCAAUUCCACCACUGCACCCAUCUCUGUUUCGCCCUGCUCUGUUUCCACAGCGUAUACGCGACCUAAUCUAACCACUUAUACAGAGGCGCCUCCUCCUCCAGCCUCGUCGGCACCCUCGCGCCCCCCCGAGGCCGCGGCCGGUAUUGCUCUGACUACCAACAUCUGGACGCUGACCACCGUCAGCUUCGGAACUAUCAUUGCAAUCUGGAGCUUGGCUUAACCGUCGUAUAAGCACACUCCCGUUAUGAAAUACGUGAUAAAAGUAAAGAAAUACAGGGGCCGGAAGCGAUCUCGGCACACCUGAUGAUGUUCUUACGCUCCAUGAAGUUAACGAAUUUCCUUUUUUUUGGUUUUUAUUUUCUUUCUUGAAAAGACGUUAGAUUUGGAAUAUCUUUUCUCUAUGUAAAUAGCUGUAUCAAUUCGCACGCGUAGGACAUACCAUGUCCAAAAUGCCUGCUUCUACAACAAGACUCAAUACAUAUUAUACGUAUGGUAUCUCUUUACUUAUUAUUGAAGGUUUUAUAUCUAUGUGCGUAUUUUAUGUGCGUAUUAAGCAGCUCUUACUGUUGCAAGCAUGCUCUUGAUGGACUCCAAGAAGCGAGUUACCUCAGCUUCAGUGCCAACAGUGAUUCGAAGGCAUCCAAGACAUCCAUGCUCCUUUCCACGGAAGCGAACAACUACUCCCUUGUUCUCAGCGAGUCCCCCGUACACAGCGAGGGCUGUAGUGUUAUCGGGUUCGCCUUGGGCAUUUAACAUCUCAAAUAGCAAAAAGUUGCUUUCCUUACCACCACGAAGGCGGCCAACUCCCUCAAUCUUGGGCAGCUCAGCAAUGAGGCGGUCUCGCUGCGCCUGGAUCAAGUCGCGGUUUGCGUGCAUAACUGCGAGUCCCUUUUCGCCAACAGCAGUAGAAGCAAGUGCGCUGGUAGGGCUGGAGAUGUUGUAUGGGGCUUUGAGAUUGUUCAAGAGACGGGCAAUUGGGGCUGCUGUGAAGGCAGCGCCCAGACGGAUUCCUGCCAUACCAAAGGCCUUUGAUAAUGUCUGCAUAACCACGAGGUUAGGGUACUCAGUGACAAGCUCAGCAAGCGAGUCGUUUGGUGAAGGGGCAAAAUCGAUGUAUGCUUCGUCGACGACAACAACGCCAUUCCAGGUAGGGUGAGCGAGCACCUUUUCAAUAUCUGAUUUGGCCAAGAGCGAGCCGGUUGGGUUGCCAGGCGAGCAGAAGUACGCCAACUUAAUAUUGGCACUCUCGGGUCCAGAGAGCGUGGCGUUGAUAGCUUCGACAUCGAGAGCAAAGUCGGGGGCGGGCAGCAGAGGCACCUUGACAAUGGCGACAUCGUUUACUUGGGCUGACACAGAGUACAUGCCGUAUGUAGGCGGGCAGGUCAGAAUGCUAUCUUUGCCAGGAAUGCAGAAGCAUCGCAGAAGGGCAUCAAUGGCCUCGUCUGAGCCGACACCUACAAAGAGGUUCUCAGGUGUCAGGGUCUUUUGUGUGUGAGCGUGGGUGGUACGCAGGUUGCAGAGCAGCUGCUUUAGAGGUUCUUGGUGAGGGUCGGGGUAGCGGUUGAGACCGAGGAAGUCAUCGGUAGGGAGGUCAGCAGGGAGCGAAGGGCCGUAUGCGUUUUCGUUGGCGUCAAGCAGGACAUUUUUGCCGUCGUCUUUGUAGUCA